This is a messenger RNA of Desarmillaria tabescens, 1931 nucleotides long. Its product is annotated as MFS monosaccharide transporter. The transcript is spliced from 9 exons. The record is from RefSeq and is a predicted model, not a curated record. Gene Ontology annotation, molecular function: carbohydrate:proton symporter activity. Bases 199 to 1779 code for a protein of 526 amino acids. Gene Ontology annotation, cellular component: membrane. Gene Ontology annotation, biological process: carbohydrate transport; transmembrane transport. Lineage: Eukaryota; Fungi; Basidiomycota; Agaricomycetes; Agaricales; Physalacriaceae.
UCGCUGGUUCUAUGUACGUUCAUGCUGUUUCCAUCUAUCUCGAUCCAGCUACUAGACUGUCUCGACAUGUACCUUUUUCGGAUCCCAGCCCUUGAUUUUUUUUUUGGUAUAUAAACCGGAGUUAUUCUCGUUGGUCUUAGGCCCCGACACCUCAAUCGUACCUUCAUCACUGCGUCUUGAAUUAUUGUCUAACCACUCAUGGCUGGAGGUCCAGUAGCUAGCGGCCCCGGUAUUGGGGCCAACGCACCAAAGAACAAGCUCGCAGGCAUCGUCAUGGUCUGCUUUUCUGCCUUUGGCGGUAUCCUCUUCGGUUAUGACACUGGUGUAAUCAGCGGGGUCAUAGGGAUGAAUGACUGGCUUCACACUUUCGGGCACCCGACAGGCGAUGCUGAUGGUUCCUACGCCAUCUCUUCUUCUACUGAGUCCCUCGUCGUUUCAAUCCUGUCUGCUGGAACCUUCUUUGGUGCCCUCGCUGGUGCCCCAGUCGCUGACUAUAUCGGAAGGAAAUGGGGUAUCGUUUUUGCGUGCCUCGUGUUCUCUGUCGGUGUGGCCAUGCAGACAGCGUCUACUGCCAUCCCUCUAUUCGUUGUUGGUCGAGUAUUCGCUGGUCUCGGAGUCGGUCUCGUUUCUUGCUUGGCGCCAAUGUACCAGUCUGAGACCGCGCCAAAAUGGAUUCGUGGUGCUGUCGUAUCCUUGUAUCAAUUUUCAAUCACCGUUGGCCUCCUCCUCGCUAACGUCAUCAAUAACGCCACACAUAACUAUACGAGUCACGCCUCCUAUCGUAUCCCGACCGCAGUCCAAUUCAUAUGGGCGUUUGUUCUUGCUUCUGGAAUGGUUUUCCUCCCCGAAUCCCCGCGGUGGUUGAUCAAGAAAGGCAGGGAUGAUCAGGCGGCUGUCUCGCUCAGCCGUCUUACUGGCCUCCCCGCCGACCACCCUGACCUUGAGGCCGAUCUCAUCGAGAUUCGUGCUAACCUCGAAGAAGAACAGGCUAUGGGCGAGAAGUCUUAUCUUGACUGUUUCCGCAACACCAAAAAUAAGAUGGCCCUGCGAACCUGGACAGGUAUCUCAAUUCAGGCAUGGCAACAAUUGACUGGAAUUAACUUCAUUUUCUAUUACGGCACGACAUUCUUCAAAAACUCGGGAGUACAGUCUGCGUUUUUGAUUAGUAUCGCUAUUGCCAUUGUUAACGUCUUUAUGACCAUUCCCGCUCUCUACGGCGUAGAGAGAGUGGGCCGUCGUACCCUUCUACUUUACGGGGCUGCCGGCAUGUGCAUCUGCGAAUUCAUUGUCGCAAUCGUCGGCGUUACCAUCUCCACGGACAAUAUUACUGGUCAGAGAUGUCUUAUUGCCUUUGUCUGCAUCUACAUCGCCUUCUUCGCAUCGACAUGGGGUCCUAUUGCCUGGGUCAUUACCGGAGAGAUCUUCCCUCUGGAAGUUCGUGCCAAGGCGAUGUCGCUCUCCGUGGCAAGCAACUGGCUGUGGAAUUUUGCUAUCGGUUACGCCACACCCUACCUUGUCAACUCCGGCGCCGGAAAUGCAAACUUGGGGUCAAAGGUUUUCUUCAUCUGGGGAAGCACCUGUGCAUGCUGCGUUAUCUUCACGUACUUCUUUAUCCCUGAGACCAAGGGACUGUCGCUCGAACAGAUUGAUCUGAUGUAUCAGCACACGAUGCCCGUGAACUCACUGAGAUACCGGGCGAGACUCAUUGCGGAAGGUCAAGAUCUCAAACAUGAUAUCGACCACAGGGAGGACGCUUCGGAGGAGAAACCACGGGUUUAAUGCAUGGAAGGACACGCUUUUUUUCUCUUUUGCUUUGGAUGAUUCUGUACUCUGAAAGGGUUUUGUGACGCUCAUGAACCUGUAAAAACAUACCUUGUAACGUGACCUACGAUUAAUGAGAAAUAAUUCAAAUUGCAAUUGCAUUACCUAAC